UCUCUCUUGAAUGGGGGAAAGGGGUCUUCUAUUUAUAGGCAUCAGAGAACGGAGAAGUUCGCGGUCAGGCAGGGCAGAGAUCACGGGCGGGAUCUUCUAUGGCAAGGCCGCGAUCUUGCAACGCAGUCGUUUUGGCCUUCGAGAGGGAGGAGAUCGCGAGUUGACUUCUCGGUCGUGAUCUUUCUCACGGUCAAAAUGCAUUAUGGCUGUGAUCUGACUGAAGAAACUAUAUGUUUCUCCUCGGCUCCUUCUUCACGAAGUUCGUGCCCUAAGCCUUCCAAUUCGCGACCGCAAUCUUGGGAUUCCAGGCCACGAUCUUCAACUUGAGUUCGCAGGCCAUGAUCUUGGUCGUGAUCUUCGCUUCUAGGACACGAUCUUCGGUCUUUUGCCCCCUUUCUAAACUUGUGACUUUGUUUUGUACCUAAUUCACAUGUAUCGUCUAAAACACCCUAAAAUCACAUCGAAGUCAAAUAGGAACGAAAUAGGGAUGCAAUUGACGAUGUUCAAGCAAUUAUGCAAACGAAACAAACCUCAAUAUGAAGGGUAAAUAACACCAAUUUAGGUGUUAUCAGUGGACUUCCUAGUUGAAAACAAGAUUGGGCUUGCAGAGGUGUAUGUUGAGACUGAGGAUGUCGGUCAUGGUAGAGUGAGUUAAUGGCGGUGAAUCCUCUUAUUACCACCAUUAUUGAGACUGAGGAUGUCAAUCAUGGUGGAGUGAGUUACAGAUAUGAUGGCGGUGAAUCCUCUUAUUACCACCAUUUUUAAGGUGAUGGUGUUGCAGGAGGGUACGAAUGAGGUGGUUAUUCAAACAACUAUGAAGGAGGUAGUUAUGUAGGCGGCAAUGUGGGAGAUGGGGUACAAUAGGAAGAUUGACUCACUUCUACUAUCACCCUAGGAAGUGGCCAAGUGUAACCACUUCCUAAAGCGUAGUAUAGCGGGUUUGAGUUUUAAUAUCAACCUGGGUCCUAGAUUUGAUGACUACUCGGUGAAUUCUUGUUAUCUAGCAAUGAAACUUUAAUGCAAGUCUAAACUAACAAACUAACAAAGCAAGUAAACUGUUGUAUUCAAGUUAAGAGAGGUCACCCGGAUAUGGUUUCCCCUAGACUGCAGUUAAGUCAGAUUGCAAUUACCAAGUUCAGUUUCUAUGAUAGUUAUACUGCGGAAAGUUCUUAAACAGCCUGAAGUCUCGACUAAAGGUCUUCAGACCCUCUCAAUCUGAGUCUCCAGCGUGCGACUAACCUCCACCGGAGUAAACAGAUUGAGGCCCUAUGAACAAAACCUCCAUUACCGAAGUGAAUUCGGUAUAGAAUAGUGAGUUGGCGCCUCGACUAAAGUCACCAACUCCCUACCUUCAAUCAAGGAUGCUCUAUCAACCUAGGCAGAUAUUCUCAUUCUAGGUUAAAGCAGAAACAACAGGAAUUUGAUCAGGAUUCAAGUCAUUCAAUCAUUCAAACCUCAAUUGAACAUAAUCAAAUCAUAGAAUCAAUACUUGGGUUCAUACAAUCAAAGCCUAACAUACAAAUCUAGGGUUCUCCAUACCCAGAUGAAUGGGAGAACUACUCCAUGGAGAAAGAAGCAAAAGCAGAAUCAGACGCGGAAUUCAUACUGUGAAGGAUGGAUUCAUGCUUCUGGACGUUGAUCGGCACUUCUCCAAGCUCAAACUGGCCUCUAAUGGUGUUGAAGAUCAAGCUAGGGCACUUGGAGACUCUUGUUCGUCGCUUUCUCUCUCUAGGAAUCGCUCUAUCUCUCUCAAAACUCGAAUUCCCUUCUGUUUUGGCUGAAAUCUGCUUAAAAGGGCAUCAGUGGCCAAAGCACGGUCGAGGGCACGGCCGUGCUUUGCUCCAGCCCGCCCGUGCUUUGGCUAGGGUUAAUUACACGGCCAUUGUGUUGGGAGAAACACGGGCGUGUUUGAUGAUGGACACGGCCGUGCUUUCAGCCCGUGUUUGCAGCUUGAAUUUGCCAAACUCAAUUAGCUCUCGGCAGUAAAAGCACGGCCACAGAACACGGCCGUGUUCUGUUUUAGGUGUGCCCGUGUUUUGGCUCUAGCUCGACGAAAUGACUUCCGAAUGCCCCGAAACUCGUGCUUAGCCUUCCCUUUGACGCCUGGGACCUGAAAUAUGACAAAGUAGCACAACCCGGCGUAAAAUAGGCCAAAAAUACACGACUAUGCCCCUCAAACGGAUAAGAACUAGGGGCGCAAAUAUGUGCAAUUACAUCGUUAUCAAAGAUACUGCUCCACAUCAUGUUAAUUCUGUUGAGCCCGCCCCAUUUGUUGAGUCAGAUGCCAUUCAAUGGCCGACUUGGGGUUCAUAAUGGUCUAACAUUGAAAAUAUCAUUCGGGUAUCUAAGCGAUCUGCAUAGAGUCGAGAUGAUGAUGUUGGCGGUGAUGGUCGCGAGGAUCCCACUACGAGAUGCCGAGUUAUCCUUUUGAAAGAGACAAGGAUAGCGAAGAAUAUUUGGGUUCUGUGAGUGAGGAAGAGGAUACAGGCAAUGACGUUGGGGUCUGGGAGCCACCUACUCCAUACUACACAAAUAUCCUUACUCAUCCCUUAUAUUCUCAUAACGAAGAUCCCAACUUUCUCCCUAUGCCAGUGUGGAAUCUGACGGCUGAUUUGGAGGUGGGAAUGACAUUUUCCACCAAGGAUGUUGUUGGUGAUGCUUUUAGAGAAGAAGCCAUGCAGCGGAAUUUUGAGUGGGAGUUCAAUAUUCUGACAAAAAACAACUCUGUGUCAUAUGCAAAAAUGCUGGAGGCGGAUGUCAAUAGGAGGUGCGAGCUGCAUGGAUGAAGAAAAAGUUACUUGGAUGAUUGCACGUGUAGAAACCCUGGCGACAGGGAUUCCGAAAUUGGUUGCUCCAAAUGAAAUUGCUUUAGUGAUCUAUUUGGUAAGUGCCACUCAACGAUGUGCCAACAAAUUAGAGGCACCUUGCACAGCCAAUUCUCUUGAUAUUUGGGAUGCCUUAUAUUGUGCAACUCUUGGACAUGUUUAGAAAAUGGGUCCCAAAUCAUCUACAAUCAACAAACAUUUGCAAUUAAUAAUCUCAAUAUCUACUCUAGUAGACACAAAACACAAAGUAUGUACAAUAAUGGACAUAUGAAUUAUACCUGAUUACACCAAGGCAUGUCGAACUACUCACAUUAAUACAACAAACAGUGCUCGGGUUGAUGGUCAUUUAUGUUUUCACCAACCCACCUAGUAAAUAAAUACAUGUACGAAACUUAAACAUCAUUGCAAUAAAAUACAUAUUUACAAGGUUAAAGGUAAAAAAAAACUUACCUAUCACCAUAGGGGCUAUCUCGUGGUGGUUCGUUAAGCACCCAAUUGUCUGUUGGGCAACGGGGUGCGAAUAUCGGAAGAUGCUCUGAUGCCCAUAGUUCGAGGAGGAACAUAGCACCACCGGCUUGCUUUGUACUCAACCAUGAGGAUCCACAUAACUCUCGAUACACCAUACCUAAAACAGCCAAAUCCCAACUAUUCAACCUGAUCGUGUCCUAAUCACAGAGGAGCAAUGAGAGCCAUAUGCCAUUUAUCCACCUAUGCGCCUUGUUCGGAAACAACACUCCACCAACCAAGGCGAUGAGAUAAACGCGGGCAUACCACUCCACUUGAUCUUCUUGGGUGAAUGCAUCCAACUCAACCUCAUAUGUUAUAUGAUCAAUGAGCCACAGGAUUGAUAUUUAGCCGACGUGCAACGGCAAAUGACUCCAUCCCUCUAUUGUCGUCGGCAUAUCGAAGCCACAGUGGUCCCUGACCUCCUUCUUGAACAGCCGAGUUACCAUUGAUGGCCUCUUCGGUGAUCGACAAACUCAGUGAGGAUGAUGACAUCUCACGGUGUGAUCGUCAUUUCCCCUAAGAAAAGUGGAAGGUAUGU
Linum trigynum is the source of this 3870-nucleotide messenger RNA. Lineage: Eukaryota; Viridiplantae; Streptophyta; Magnoliopsida; Malpighiales; Linaceae. The record is from the annotation of a GenBank genome assembly.